AUGGCGCCCAUUCGACGAUACCUCCGCAUUAGCAAAUACUCAGUACUGGAAUGUCGCAUUUAUCUAGAAUCUCCAUCUGAUUCAAGGUGGCUCUUGGACUCGCGUGAUCCUGUCCUGCCCCGCGUUAUCGCUGCCGUUCGACCGUUGGUCCUUCCGAAGCUGCGUGAAGAGAACGAGCGACUGUUCUUGCGCAAGAAGGGCAAGCCGGUCAAAGAUGUCAUUGUAGAAGAUGACUUCGAAGUGGCCAUCUUCCUCCGCGAAUCCCGUACCCGCCAUUCGCUCCUCACGCGCAACAAGACAUUACACGGAAAGGAAAAUAAAGUUCAAGAGUCGAACAUAGAAGUCAAAUCAGACAAUGUCUCGGGGGAUACGGCUGCCAACCCGGUUAAUGCGGCAGAUGGCGAAAUUAUGAUCGAGAGUGACAGUGAACCUGACCUGGAACUGCACAAUAUUCCCGAAUCCUCGGACGAAGUGGCACUGGGAAACGGACGCCGAUCAAGCAGGAGAAGUCGGACAACCAAGGAAGACCGGGCGCCACUCGAAGACACGACUGGCAGUGAUGACAAGAAGCUUCGUUUCAGCACCCACUAUGAGAGCUUCAAUAUAUAUGGAUGGGUUUUAUGUCUGUUGAUAACCCGAAAGCGUGACAAAGGCGGCUCAAAAGCUGUGGCAUCCGAGCCACAUCGGCAACCUCUGAUGGAAGAAUGGAUUUCAACUCAGGCUCAGGCGUCUAUCGACGAUUGA
Molecule: messenger RNA, 744 nt
Organism: Penicillium griseofulvum
Lineage: Eukaryota; Fungi; Ascomycota; Eurotiomycetes; Eurotiales; Aspergillaceae
Exons: 2
Coding region: 1-744 (247 amino acids)
Source: RefSeq, a predicted model, not a curated record